AUGUUGGAUGCAGUGGUCAGUUACUGCACGUUGAGUUCUGCUCAACAGAUGGCUGCAUAUCUAACUAAUUUAGUAGCGAGUUGUCUCUCGAUUAUAGGAUCAUCGGCAAUCAUUAUCAACUAUCUCUUCUUUUUAGGUGCAAACAAACGAAAUCAACCACUAUAUCAAUUAAUUUUAUAUCUUUCUGUUUCCGACUUUUUUGGUUCAAUAUCUAUUUGUAUUUCUCAAUCUGUAUUAUUGUCAAGUCUAACAUAUUACCAUAGUUUUUGUAUCAUUAUUAGAGCAUCUAUAAACUUCUUUUUUGUAUCUAGUUUUAUGUGGAUGAGUUGUAUAGCGUUCCAUGCAUUUUGGUCAUCGAGACAACGCUCGCAAAUUCCACUGAUUGUUUUUCAUGCAUUUUCGUGGGGUGUGCCCGUGAUUAUGACUGGUGUAAUGGUUGGCAAAGGCAUGAUCAUUCAGGAGGAAGACACUGGCUAUUGCCAUCCCGACCCAGAGGCACGCUAUCUAUUUUGGUAUGGCCCUCUGAUUUUCACAUUCGCUUGGAACAUUUUGUUUUAUGCACUGAUUCUCUGGCGAUAUCGUGCAUCGAUGCGUCCGAUGGGCGAGAACAUGGAUCGUAACAGCAUCAACACUCAACAGACAGCUUCACACAGAUUCGUCAGCGAGCGAAAGCGCAAGAUUCACGCCAAGGUCGCCCGUCAACUCGGAGUCUAUCUCUUGGCAUUCCUGAUAUGCUGGCUGCCCGAUUUGAUCGAUAAUUUCGUGGCGACACCAGCUCGCUACUGCGAACUCUACUGGCUUUGGGUGCUACAGAACUUCACCACUCCACUCCAAGGUUUCCUCAACUUUAUUGUCUAUGGUAUCACCAGCAGAAUGUUCUUGCGUUGUAAGACAACACCAACCGACAUCAGAGCCCUACAUGAAAGUAGAUCACAAAAGAUUAGUUUACUUCGUGGUGUAGCUGAUUAA
Molecule: messenger RNA, 969 nt
Organism: Heterostelium album PN500
Lineage: Eukaryota; Evosea; Eumycetozoa; Acytosteliales; Acytosteliaceae
Product: G-protein-coupled receptor family protein
Exons: 2
Coding region: 1-969 (322 amino acids)
Biological process (GO): cell surface receptor signaling pathway; adenylate cyclase-activating G protein-coupled receptor signaling pathway
Cellular component (GO): plasma membrane
Molecular function (GO): G protein-coupled receptor activity
Source: RefSeq, a predicted model, not a curated record